GAAGGCUUCUGGGAAAGUGGGUCCGCGAGCUUCCCUAGCUGGGUGGGUGCUGCCGUCGACCCGGCGUCACCGCAGAUCCAAGGUCGCCGAGUGAUGAGGUGAAGCCGCCCGCCAGUCCCCUGCCACGCCCGGACUGUGUGGUAGCUGCGGCGGCGGCAGCUUCGGCUGCAGCUCUCAGGCUGUGGCAGCAUUAGGGGCUUCUUCCUCCUCAGCGAGUGUGAGUGGAGGAGCGAGGACGCCGGGCCAUUGCCGCCAUGACUGUCCAGGGGCUGACAACCACAUGAGCACUGACAGCCGCAGAUGUCACUUGACUCACCACGGAAAUCCUGUCCUAAAGGGAGCGUACACAUGACCGCGUCCAUUUCUUUCCCGAAUGGCUUGAUGGAUUUCCUUUACCCCAGUGCGUACCAAAGCGACCCCUUUCGACCACAGCGAGAGAGGAUUCUGCAUGAGUCACUCCCAGGAUGCCAUUUUCACAUCGCCAACAGGUGAAGAGAACCCCAUGAAUAGCAACCACAGAGACUCGGAGAGCAUCACUGAUGUCUGCUCCAGCGAGGAUCUCCCUGAAGUCGAGCUGGUGAACCUGCUGGAAGAGCAGCUGCCGCAGUAUAAGCUCAGGGUCGACUCCCUCUUUCUCUACGAGAACCAAGACUGGGUGCAGUCUUCACACCAGCACCAGCCUCAGGAUGCGCCGGAGACCCUGUCUCCCGUCCUUGCCGAGGAGACGUUCCGCUACAUGAUUCUAGGCACAGACAGAGUGGAGCAGAUGACCAAAACCUACAAUGACAUCGACAUGGUCACACAUCUCCUGGCGGAGAGGGAUCGAGAUCUAGAGCUAGCUGCUCGGAUUGGACAAGCUCUCCUAAAGAGGAACCAUGUCUUAUCUGAGCAGAAUGAAGCCCUGGAGGAGCAGCUGGGACAAGCCUUUGAUCAAGUUAACCAGCUGCAGCAUGAGCUGUCCAAGAAGGACGAACUGCUUCGGAUCGUUUCCAUUGCUUCUGAGGAGAGUGAGACCGACUCCAGCUGCUCCACGCCUCUUCGGUUCAACGAGUCCUUCAGCUUAUCGCAAGGUUUGCUGCAACUGGACAUGCUGCAGGAAAAGCUCAGGGAACUGGAGGAAGAGAACAUGGCCCUUCGAUCCAAGGCUUGCCACAUCAAGACAGAAACCUUCACCUAUGAAGAGAAGGAGCAGCAGCUGGUCAACGACUGCGUUAAAGAAUUACGUGAAACCAACGCGCAGAUGUCGAGAAUGACGGAAGAACUGUCGGGCAAGAGUGAUGAGCUGCUCCGAUACCAGGAGGAGAUCUCGUCCCUGCUGUCUCAGAUCGUGGAUCUGCAGCACAAGCUUAAAGAGCAUGUCAUCGAGAAGGAAGAGCUCAGACUUCACCUGCAGGCUUCCAAGGAUGCCCAGCGACAGCUGACGAUGGAGCUUCAUGACUUACAGGACAGAAACAUGGAGUGCCUGGGGAUGUUACACGAGUCCCAAGAAGAAAUAAAAGAGCUUCGCAGCAAGUGUGGCCCGGCCGCUCACCUCGGCUUCUCGCAGGCUUACGGAGUUUUCACGGGGGAAUCGUUGGCAGCUGAGAUUGAAGGGACCAUGCGUAAAAAGCUGAGUUUGGAUGAGGAGUCUGUGUUUAAACAAAAGGUCCAGCAGAAGCGGGUGUUCGACACUGUCAAGGUUGCCAAUGACACUCGGAGCCGCUCCGUCCCCUUCCCAGCCCUGCUUCCCAUCCCAGGCUCCAACCGCUCAAGUGUCAUCAUGACAGCAAAGCCCUUUGAGUCUGGCGUCCAGCAGACAGAGGACAAAGCACUCCUGAGCCAAGGGAGCAGCAUGGAGACUCCAGGGAACUCGCAGCCCACCAGCCACCCAGGACCCACUGAGGACAGCGAUUUGGCUACGGCACUGCAUCGCCUUAGCCUGCGAAGACAGAACUACUUAAGUGAGAAGCAGUUCUUCGCCCAAGAGUGGGAGAGGAAGAUCCAGGUUCUGGCCGAGAAGGAAGAAGUCAGUAACUGCGACGCCCCCACAGGGACCCUCGACUCAUUCUGCGCUGAUCAGUCGGAGACCACAGACCUUGGCAGUGCCAGCUGCCUUCGAGGCUUCAUGCCAGAAAAAUUGCAAAUCGUCAAGCCUUUAGAAGGAUCGCAGACUCUCCAUCACUGGCAGCAGCUCGCUCAACCAAACUUGGGAACCAUCCUUGACCCACGACCAGGGGUCAUUACCAAAGGCUUCACCCAGAUGCCCGAGGAGGUUAUCUACCACCUCUCAGAUUUAGAGGAGGAUGAGGAGGAGGGGAUCACUUUCCAGGUCCAGCAGCCGCUUCAUGUGGAGCAGAAACCUGCAGCUCCCACGCCAGUAACAGGGAUCUUCCUGCCACCCAUCACCUCAGCAGGUGGACCCGUUACAGUCUCUGUUUCAGUUGCAACUGCGAACCCAGGGAAGUGUCUGUCAUGCACAAACUCCACAUUCACCUUCACCACCUGUAGGAUCCUACAUCCCUCUGACAUCACCCAGGUCACCCCUAGCUCCAGGUUCCCGUCACUGUCCUGUGGAGGUGGUGGGAGCAGCUCCUCCAGCCCGGCUGUGAACUCCCCUGCCAUGUCCUACCGGCUCAGCACUGGUGAAUCCAUCACCAACCGGCGUGACUCCACCAUAACACUCAGUAGCACGCGGAGCCUAGCCAAGCUCCUGCAGGAGCGAGGCAUCUCUGCGAAGGUGUACCACAGCCCGGCUUCAGAAAUCCCGCUUCUGUGGCCUCGCCCCAAGGCCCUGGCCACCCCUUCCACACCACCAAACUCCCCAUCACAGUCACCGUGCUCCUCUCCCUUGCCCUUCGAACCCCGAGUCCACGUCUCCGAGAAUUUUUUGGCUUCCCGACCAGCUGAAACAUUCCUGCAGGAAAUGUAUGGCUUAAGACCUUCAAGGACCGCGCCCGAUGUUGGCCAGCUGAAGAUGAACUUGGUAGACAGGCUAAAGAGACUGGGCAUAGCCAGGGCGGUCAAGACCCCUGAUCCCCAGGAGAAUGGGAAAAGCCGAGAGGUAGAAACGGGUCUUCCAAAACCAGAGUCUGCUGUUUAUUUAAAUUCAAGUGGAAGUUUACUAGGUGGGCUGAGGAGGAAUCAGAGCCUUCCGGUCAUGAUGGGUGGCUUUGGAGCCCCAGUUUGCACAACCUCACCCAAAAUGGGAAUUUUGAAGGAAGACUGAGGCUCAGCACCGACUGACCUCACAUAUAAAUUAUUAGCACAUGAAGGACAGGGAUGCACUGAGGAUGGGAACUGGCUAAGGAGAGCAAAGGAAAGUCGAAGAAGGGCUGUGGAUGUGCGGAGGGUGUUGUGGGGGGGAUGGAGGCAUUUGGGUGAGGUCUUUGAGGAUGGAGUCAUAAACAGGAGGUAGGGACAUGAGUAGGUCGGAGACAGAAAUGACAGAAAUGGAAGGAAGGGUUAGCGUGCUUCUCCAGCUGAGUUUCCUUGCCUUGAAAAUGAAAAAUGAAUAGAAAAACAAAUCCAGCCCUAUGGAACACAGCAGUAAUACUGAACUGCUGGCCCCUCGGUCCCUAGAGAUCACAAGCAGGAAGAGCCUGCCUGGAAGGAGAGCCAGGAACAGCGCGGCUGUCCUGGCCAGCGGCUGUCCCAGAGGGUUGGUGCAGCGUUGUCUGUUACUGGGACUGCAGGCAUUUUCCCCGCUGAUACGCGGUCAAAUUGUGUACCCGUCCAAUGGUGCGCUCACAACAUUAGCAAAAUAAGCGUUCUGUCCCUUGCUUCAAAAGUGGAGACUUUCUCGUUUCAGAACACUCUCGGACAUCGAGAGCCAAACACCACCCUGAUUGCUUUGUAUUUGCGAUUACUAAAACUUCAGUUUUUUUAAACUUGUAUUUUUGUACAACAUAACAAAAAAUUUAAAAAAUAACCAUGUGAGCGGGCUUGGGAGGGAUUUAGGACGGAAAAUGGGGGUAAAUGGGGAUCAAGAAAGCUCUUCAGGACGUUUCUUCUGGAUGAUAUGGUGGCCAAGGAAUGCAGACACAAUGCAUGUUUCUCAGAUUUCCUUGGAGGCCAUAAGGCUUAGACCAGAAGUGCAAUCAAUAGUACUUAGAUUAUGUUGUAUAUUUAUAUCUGUAAAUCUUUAAGAAAAGUUAGUCGUAACUAACUUCUUCCAAAGUGUGCUAUGCAUAUUUUUAAUGAAAGAUGACAUGUAUUUGCACAAAAAUUCUCAGGCACAUUAAAUUACACACUGAAGUGAAACCCAGGCACUUGCUCGAGCGUGUUUGUCAGAUUCCGUUGUUUUUCUGGUGUCAGUGGCACCUGCAGAAGCCGAGGACCUUGUUCAUGGCUAAGACAGGCGAGGCCUGGAGUCGGGUCCCGGGAUUCAGCAGUGCGUCGCGGGCCUUGAGUUGGGAAGAAAGCUCUGCUUUCUGAGGUGGCCGGCCAUGGCUUUGUCUUGAGGGGUCCUUCAGGAAAGAAGGUCACACGUGAGGAGAAGAGGGAACUCUUUGUUCUGUCUGUGAAAGCAGGAAGUCUCUCCCUUGGUCCUCUUGGUGCUUAACUUGCAAAUGCUCUGCUUGAGAGGAAUUCUUCAUUCCCAAGGAAAGUUGCUUCCUUCUCUGUCUCGAGCCUCCUCCCCAAGAAGAGAUAAAACCCAAAUCUACAUGAUGGUAAAGGACACAUAGGCUUUCUAUAUUUCUAGAAUUUAUAAAACUUUUCUAACUAAAUUUCUCAGCCACCAAGGGUGGUCACCUUUUGCCUGGUCUAGCUGCUGUCAACAGAUCAUCACGCACACGUCCACAAAGGACUCCAGGUUAGCAGCAACCUUGCACAAACGCAUUCAAACAAGAAUUUCUUCUAGUGUUUCAGUUUCCUAAAUAGUCCAAUGCAUUUUUUAAAAAAAAAUUACUUUUCUUGUCUCUAACUGAGUGCCUCCGUCAGCAAAAUCUCCAGGCUUUGAAGAAAGGACACGUCCAUCGCUUGGACCUUCACAGCUUCUGAAGAGGAGCAGGAGGAAGGAGGGAAGCAUGGACUUGACAGGGAGGUAGCGGGUUCAUAGAUGUCACAUAAAUCACUCUAAGUUGGGCUAGCCAUUGUGAAGUUGUGUUGAGAGUUCUAUACUUCUGUAUACUCAGUGCCUGAGUGACCGCUGGAGGCAGGGUGGUGCCUUAGCACCGAGCGAGCAAGUCCGGUUAAAGAAAUCCAGAUGGGUUUUUGAAAAUUAAAUUGAUUUUUUUUUUAAUGUUCUAAUGGUGAUUUUGAAGUUUGCACCUAAAAUUAUUUUUGGUACUGAGAACUGGUUAGACCAGGCUGUCUCUAAAAUGUAGUAGGACCUGGAGCCUUCCCACAGGUUCUUCCUCCGUGGAACUAUUACGCUCGGAUACCCUGCUCGUGCUUUCAGUCUGUUUACGGUACCGGCUGGUGUGUUCUUUGAUGCGCACAUGGGGAAACCCAGCUUUCUCCUUCAGGAUUUUCUGAUUAUUUCUCAGGUACUUCUGAGUGUCCUGUCACCGAUUAGGAGAGUCUUCUUAAGCUCAGAAUUAAAAUUGCCCUGAAUUUUGGAGAUCCCCAAAUCUUAUGUAAAUAGCCUUAGGUUUAAAUCCUUAGACAUUCAUGACCAGUGUUAGUUAAGUAGCUUUUGUUUUGUUUUUCAGUCUUGUGACCGCCCUUGAUCUGACACAAAUGGUCAGAGUCUGUCGUGGGAAGAUGUUGGAGGAGGCUCCCAGGAGCCUCGCCCAUAGUGAAGGCACGCUUUACACAGUAUUCAAGCUCCUAGUCAUAAUCAGUAGUGAGAGCUUCUCACACCAGGUUGACAAGUGGAGCCAGGGCUGCCUGUGUCUGGGCCACCUCUGCUGUCAGGUGUGGCCGCAGGUAUGGCGUGGGGCUCCGGGGGCUCCAGGAAAAUAGCCUUGUGUCAUAUCUGGAACCUGACUUUGUCAAAUAGCUCUUAAUGCACCUUCCUUUGCUCUAUCAAUUGUAAAUCGGAUAAUAAACACAAGUAGCUUCUU
Messenger RNA from Microtus oregoni (creeping vole), 5987 nucleotides. RefSeq names its product trafficking kinesin-binding protein 2. The record is from RefSeq and is a predicted model, not a curated record. Gene Ontology annotation, biological process: neurogenesis; anterograde axonal transport of mitochondrion. The coding region runs from base 449 to 3205 and encodes 918 amino acids. Lineage: Eukaryota; Metazoa; Chordata; Mammalia; Rodentia; Cricetidae. The transcript is spliced from 16 exons. Gene Ontology annotation, molecular function: GABA receptor binding. Gene Ontology annotation, cellular component: dendrite.